Messenger RNA from Podarcis lilfordi (Lilford's wall lizard), 23161 nucleotides. Lineage: Eukaryota; Metazoa; Chordata; Lepidosauria; Squamata; Lacertidae. The record is from the annotation of a GenBank genome assembly.
GCCUGAAGAGCGCCUCUUCCCGUUCCGCCCCUUUCUAGCUCUCGGAUUCCGCGGCCUCCCUUCCGGGGCAUGCGCGCGCGCGGGCGAGGGGGCGGGGCCUCGGCGGGAAUUCUGGCGGGAGCGCGGCGCCCAGGAAGGAGGUCGGAGCGGGGCAGGUGAGGCGGAGGCCGCGCGCGGGAAGGCCAGGGGCGCCUCGGCCUGGAGGCGCCUCGCUGGCCGGCAGGCGGGCCCGGGGGGGGGGGAGGGCGGCGGGGGGGGGUCCCCUUCAGAUCCCAAAUGGCUGCAAGACGAAGCAGUGUCGCAAAUUCAGGUGCCUGGACUACCCCCCCCCCCGCCCGCCCCGGGUCUGGCGCGCGAGGGCCCCGCGGCCUCCGGGUCAGGGGCAGGAAUGCUGCUUGCCGCGGAUCCCGAGGCUGGGGGGCCAGGCGCAGGGGGCUGGGCUAGAUGACCCUGGGAGCCCCUUCCGGACCUAGGAUUCUACGAUCCGCCGGAAUAUGAAAGGCAAGGGGAAGAUCCCUGUCGCAGCCGCCAAGCAGGUGCCUGUUAUGGGAAACCCAGGAGCAGGAUCCGAGCACAAGAGCAUCUCUCCCCUCCUGAGGUUUCCAGCAGCUGGAAUUCAGAAGCACUGCUGCCUCCAGCUGGGAAGGCAGAGGACUGUAUUUUUCGUCUAUAAGACGCCCCCUAUUUUGGGGGACUCCAAGAAAAUGGAGGGAGAUGUAUCCCUGUAUAAGACACCCCUAAUUUUUGGCAUUAUUAUUUAGGAAAAAACCUAGUGUUAUACACGGAAAAAUACAGUACUUAUUUAUACUUUCUGUGAAUAAGUAACACUGGGGAUUGGACUGUUGGGGUGUAUUCUGCUGAAAAGGGUUGUUAUCUUGGACCAUGCAAGGCUUGAUGAGCCCCAGCAGUUAUUGAAUAUAUACCACUCAGCUUCUCCACUCAGGUCUUAGUUCUACAUGGCUUCUCUGCCGCUUUGAAUGUUAGUGAUACAUUAACCUUCUGCUAGCCUUUUAAUUUUAUGGCACUCCACAGAAAUUAGCUUCAUUUAUUAGGCAUUACAUGUUUAUAUUGGUGUUCUUAUGUGUCUCUAGGGUACGUGAAUUCUUCAGUAAAGUCUCUGCUGGAAAAAAUAUGGAUGGUGAGUUUUGAAUUUGUCUAAUCUUCUAAAGCCAUUCAGUUUCUUCCAGACUUGAAAAUGUUGUCACUGCUCCAUAUGCAAGGUAGAACAAACCAGCCAGGAAGAGAAGGUUGUUGCCAGUUGAUUUGGAGGCAGUCCCAUUCUGUUCUUUUCAGCCAGAUAAAUGGCAGUGCUGUGGCACGUGGAGGGAUGCUUGAAGAACUUGAACUUUGUGGAUUCCUGUGCAGAAUUAUUUGAUGUGCUCUGCUGCUGAACUGCAUCCCCAUUUGUUUUCGGAACAUCAUUUCUGAGCUGGCUUGAAUACUGGAACUAGAUUAAGCACUGUCUGUUUUCUAAUCGGGGCUCUCAUUAGAUGCACACUUGCAUUGUAUUGGGGCUGGGGGUUGUGUGUCAUCUGAGCCCUGGUAAGUUGCUCCUUUUUAUUUCCAGGUGAUGAUAACUUGGACCUGCUAGCCUCCCUGUUAGAAGAGAAUGAGGCAGCUGUGGGGCUGGAGUGUGAGGAGAAUGGUGUUAAUGUGGCUACAGAUGGAGAGCCGGAUGAAUAUAAUGAGCUGUUUGAUGCAGAAGAUGAUGAAUCCUAUACCGAGGAAGUGGAAGCUCACGAGGAAGAGUCCAGUAGCGGCAAAGAAAAUGUGUCUGAGUUGUUUGGAGAUGUGGGUGACCUGUCUGAGGAAGAGGAGGAGAAAACUGUGCAGGAAACAUCUCAUUCUCUAGCCGAAAAGGAGAAGACCAAUCAACAUCUGCAAGGUAAAAAUCAUUAUUUCAUUUUGGAUGGUUUAAAGUUGCUCACCGUGCCAACUUGAGGCUUUUGUCUUAACCAUACCUAUGAAUACAAAAGAUUUUCAAUGCAUAAUCCGCCCUCGGCCCAUGAGCCGAGUCCGCCCUCACGUGAAGGACCUUUGUGCUGUGCUCUAGGCUCCUCUGUUCUCGGAAGAUUUCCUUCUGUGCCUUCUAGCUUUUUAAUUUGAAAGCAAGUGGGAAGAUAGGGAAAUAAUCAAGGGCCUCAAGACUCAAACAUCCCUGUGUUCUGUCAUGGCACAGAUUAGGAAGGAUAGACCUAGGGAAAGAGUAGUGGUUGUGAUGACACUUGUUAAGCCAGGCAUUUCCAAAGUCCCUUUCGGGGGCCCAAUCCGUCCCCUGUGGCAGUUUAUUGGCCCUCAUGGCCCUUCGCUUCAUCAAAUCUGGCCCUCUUUAAAAAAAGUUUGGACACCACUGUGUUAAGCAUUUCACAUUGUUCAAGGCGGCAGAAAUGAUGGUUUGGGAUCAGAGAGAAAUCCCGUAUGGUGCGGUGUUAAAUGGAGUCUAUUAUAUCACAGGCGAUCUCUCCUGUCAAAGCCUGGCUCUUGGGGAGUGAGAGCUGGGCACUUUACAGGGAACACAGUGAAAAUUUGACUUUUGGUUAUGCACUUUACUUUUUACCUAAGUUAUUUUUAUUGAUGACAAAUGGCUGUUUAAUUAACCAUGUAUUUAAAUAAGAUAUACUUUUUAAAUGUCCAUUUAUUGUUUUCAACUUAGAUGAACUGAGGAAAUUGCGGGAGCAGAUGAAGACACUCCAGGAGCAACUGCAAAAGACAGCAAUAGGGCAGCCUGCUAACAUGGCCCCUAGCAAGAAAAGUUCUGGUAACUGGAUAAUUUGUUUUAUGUAGCUGUUCAGCAUCUAAACUCAAGCUUAUUGCUAGGUUAUUGUGGUAAUCCUUAGUGAUAUCUCUUUGGAGCCUUUAAUAUCAAAGCAUUCUAUUUGAUUGUGUGGAUUUUUAUAAGAGCCAGCCUGAGCAAGUUGUUAAAUUCACUACAUUGCUGGUGCACUCCUGAGAUUAUCAAGAUAAUAACCAGACUUCCAUAUUACCCAUGAACUUAAAGGUUGGUGCAUUGAUGGCCCCAGAAAUCCCAAUUGAAAAAUAUGGAAACAUAUGCUUCUUGUCUCUCAAAAUGUACCAUCUCCAUUUGGGAGUAAACAUAAUCUUUUUGUACGCCAGCAAAUAUUGCAUGCUAAUCCCUCCACUGCUGCUUUGGCUGCAUAAGGAGUAGAACUGAGUUUGCUAGUAAUAUACAGGAUGUUUUAUUUAAGAGGCUUGUUUCUUCUCUGUUGCUCUAGCUCAGAUGCCUGGGGAACGUAAGGCUGUGUCUAACUCAAUCAUGAGGUCUUUCAGAUGUUGCUGGGCACCAGCUACCAUCAUCCCUGACCAUUGAUCAUGCUGGCUGGGAGUGGAGUGAUGGAAGUUGGAGUCCAACAAACUGCUGGAAGGCCACCGGCUGCCCACCCCUGACCCUAACUUGAGUUUGCACACUCUGUUUCACCAUCUGGGUCAGUUCAUAAUUUAUUAUCCAGGAAGCCAUUAGGGCUGCAGUCUUUAAAUGCACUUAAUUAGGGAGUAACCCCAUUACGUAUUGUAAAUAUGUGGAAGAGUGCACUGUAAGUCUUUUAAAUAUUCUUUCAUUUCUUAACCAGGUAAGUCUCCUGCUGCCCCCUUAAAGCAAAGGAAGCUUCACGAGUCACCUUGUUUCUCAGCCCAGCUCAUCUGUCCUGCAUUGGCCGCAAACACAGGUCAGGGCCAGAAGAUGAAACCUUCACUGUCUGGUAUAGUAGUCAAUAUUUGUUCUCGGUCAAGUCAGUUGAUGCACGGUGUUUUGAAUUUCAUUUUCACAAAAAUGAUAAAUAUUACUUUGCUUGUUUUCCGAAAUUAAUAUUGCUGAAUAUUUUUGAUGCUGCCAAUGUAGAUAUGUUGUCAAAAGAAUUGAUCUUAUGUCUUGGCAGCAUGACUAGUAAUUGCAACUGAGUGGAAAACAACCCUGAAUCUUACACUGGGUGCUUAGUACCACUCACUCUGGAAUAGAGCUAUAAUGGAGAAGGUCACACAUAAUCCCAGAUCACCCCUAAAGAAAAGGGGCUUACUACCUUGUGAAUUCUGCAGCAAGAAUGUACCAGGCAGGCUGAAUAUAAUUCUGCCUGCAGAGUUUGAAAUGUGUUGAGCAUGGGAAGCCUGUACAUGUGCGAAUUACAGGCGUGUCUGCUGAAGAGGGACUGAUGCUGAGGGAGAUGGUGUUUACACCGGAGAGCCCUGCUGGAUCAGACUUCGGCCCAACUAGUCCAGCAUCCAGUUCUCACCACCUGGGUACCUGUGGGAAAUUGCACAGAGGAGAUGAGCACAGCAGCCCUCCCUUCUUGGGCGCCCCAGCAGCUGGUACUCGGAGGUUCCUGGUAGCACACAGCCACCAAGACUUCUUGUGUCCGCCACUGCUUCUAGCUUGUCCUCUGUUGCUCAAAAUGGCUAGCUUUUGGCAGCAGAUGGGAAGGUGAAAACAUUUUAAUGCAGAAUUAGUUGUCUGUCUUGGCUCUGUGACAUGAUGCACAGCUUUUGCCAAAGAUUAUUUUUCUGAAAAAAGUUCAACUGUGCUUUUCACAAGGUAUGACUUUUCUGUUUUUCCCCUGUUCCUCUUACAGAGAAUAAAAGACAUGCUUCAAAACCAGUUUCAGGUUUGUCGCCUCAGCCUCUGAAGUCUAUGACUGGGAACAGACCUGAUUUGGGCACCAGUCAGAGAUCCCAAGGGCCAAAGAAUGCCGGUGUGAAUAGUCAAGAAGUCUCCUUUGAAACCUUCUCUGGACUGAGGCUAAGGUCAGCAAGCUUAUGGGGGAAAUGUUGGGUUUGUUCCUUGAGUAUAACUUGUGGCCUAAAACUGUUUAGAUACCUUGCUAAUAUUAUUAUUUUUUAAAAUCAGCACCACAGAUUUAUGGAUUUUGACUUCUGCAUGAAAGCUGCAAAUUAAGUGCAUCAUUUCUUUUGAAUAUUUUUUUUAAAAAAUGCUUUAUUGAAUUCAAACUUAAACAGGAUUACAUAAUAGCAACAGCAAAUGAAACUCGUUCCCACCCUCCCUUUUAUGUCUUUUUAUCAUGGCAAAGGACUGUGCAAAGCACCAGAUUUCAGCCAUUGAAAAGCUUACAAGUUAGGUUCUGAGACUGAAUUGUCUUCGUGCAUAUAUAUUUUAGUCUUAAUAACUAGAAACAUGCCUUUGUGUCUUUUUUAAAAAAAAUGAAAGUACAGAUGCUCAGGAAGCUGAUUUUUGCAUCCCAUACCCGAUUCUGAGCUCUCUGUGUAUUUUUGAAACUCCACACUCCUCCUUUCCCUGGGCUGGAAAUGUUUACACAGACUAGUGAUGAAGCCCCUCUUGUUGCCCUGAGUGCAGGUAUUUAGUGGAGUUCCACAGAGGGGAUUUGAUGGAAGUUUCCCUAUCCCUUUGUCAUUCUAAUAGUUUCCUCCUUGUUUUCAUUGCAGAAAACCCCGUGUAUCCUCUGUUGAGAUGGAAAGAAAAAUGACAGGCCGAAAGUUUAUUAGACUUUCUCAAUUGCAAGACAAGCUUGCUUCAUUAAACCUUGAGGAAACAGACUGGGUAACGUUUGGAGUCAUCAUAAAGAAAGUCACGCCUCAGAGCUCCAAUAACGUAAAUGGUUUUAUGAUGUUAUGUCCUCUCAAGUACGACAUUUUGUUGAAGUAAAAAAUUGGUUACCAUCUCAAAAUUCUUGUUUAAUGUAUGAAUAAGCCUACAGUCCUCUUGGGCACCUGGAAUGUUGCCCUCUGCCCUAUUUCAGUACUGGUGCUGUAAACACCAUCACAGGUAGGGCUGUCCUCUCCACAUUCCUGGUGAAGCUGAACGUUGGCAGAUAAAAGAAAGUACUUACUCAUGCAGCGCAUAGUCAGUAUAUGGAGUAUAGGCAGUGCUUGGCUGAAAACAAACCAUAGUGGCUGCUAUGGUUAAAGCAUUCAAAGUAGCUGCUUCCCCAAGCAGGUCAUCGUAAGCAUGCUUACUAGGAAGCAAGCUCCCUUGAACACAGUGGGACUUCUGCGUAAAUAUGCAUAGGAUUGUGCUAUUAAACACCUUUACAGCAGACAUCUUGCUGUGUAUGUAACAUUCUCUGGUGAUGGUAAUUAUUUUAAGGCUGACUCAAAGGAUUGUAGUUAUUUUGUUCUUUUUAUUUGCUCCCACUCUGCAUAUCCAGGGUAGAACCUUCAGCAUCUGGCGCUUGAAUGACCUGCAUAACUUCAGCCGCUGUGUCUCAUUGUUUCUGUUUGGUGAUGUUCACAAAGAUCACUGGAAGACAGAGCAAGGCAUGGUCAUAGGACUACUCAAUGCUAAUCUCAUGAAACCGAGAGAAGGAUCAGACGAGGUGUGUGUAGAUCUGUCUCUAUAUAAAAUAUAUACAGUGGUACCUUGGGCUACAUACGCUUCAGGUUACAGACUCUGCUAACCCAGAAAUAGUGCUUCAGGUUAAGAACUUUGCUUCAGAAUGAGAACAGAAAUCGUGCUCCGGUGGCGCGGCGGCAGCAGGAGGCCCCAUUAGCUAAAGUGGUCUUCAGGUUAAGAACAGUUUCAGGUUAAGUAUGGACCUCUGGAACGAAUUAAGUACUUAACCUGAGAUACCACUGUAUUUAAAAACAGGUGAUUUUGGUUUUUUGACAUACAGUUUAUUGAUUUCUCCAUAGGGAACUCUUUCAACCAUAUUGUAUAACGCUUUGCAUAGACAUCAGUGUAGAAAAGAUGAGGAAAUCCUUUGUUUUCUCUGUCUCCCCAUAUAAAUAUUCCUUCUCCUUGGCCACAGUUGCGUCUGUCACACAGGAAGUCUUUGAAGUCUUCUCUUUAACUACGUCUUGAGGUAGCAGCCCCUUGCCUCUCUUGAUGGCUGCUCAGUCCCUGGAGGGUCUUUGACUACGAGGGAAGCAAGGGCUCUGCCUUUGUAUCCCCUUUGCGGAGGGUACAUAGCACUGUGGAAACCUCUGUAAAGGCAAAUAGCAUAGCUGAACAGUGCAGCUCUGAUCAUACUGACUGGCUUCAAGUUAUUGUUCGGGAGAUGAGGCCUGGUGGCAGUUAGCUGCGGGAAGCAGCUCGUGAGAUUGACUAAGAGAAAAUAGAGCUGUAACAAGUUUGCAGGAGUCUUUGAUUUGCAAACAAGUAUCCUAUGAAGCAGUUCUCUUUACUUGCAAAUGCCUCGCCCUACAGAUCCAGAGGUCGCUUUCACUCUCUGCUUUUUAUUGGAUCUCUCACUCACCUGACCUGACCUGAUCCAGCCUCAUUGCUGAGGUUUUUGUUAAGCAGGGUAUGGGGUUUGUUGGGAAAUGGCAAUUGUCCUGACCAUGAUGUGUAGCAAUGAGGCAGUGGGUGGGAGGCAGAUGACAUAGACCCACAGAGGAAGGAUUAUGCACCUGUGUGUGGAAAAUCCUCCCACCACUUCUCAAGUUUUUAAGGAAGAAGUGGCACAACCCUUGGCAUAGCAUGAUGUUAACUUGAGCCCUGGACUGAAUCCUUGGCUAUUUUCAGUUCAAAAGAAUGUUGUGUAUGAAAAGGAUAACAUUGAUGAAAAAGAAAACAUGGUGUUUGUCCUCGGACUAAAUCUCAAAUAGUUACUGUCAGGGCAUCCCAGUCACAUCCAGGUGCCCAGUUGAAUGAGAUCCUACUCAAGGCUGAGGAAAAACUGCAUUCUUUUCACCUGAUGGCAGCUAUCAAGCCAUGGGCGAAAGGCGUGGAGGUGGAGAAAAUGCAAGUGCCUGCCAGUAUAUAUUGGAGUAAUAUUGUGUUUUUUGACUGAAAUGUUUUUUAGAAACCCUUGCUGGCAAUGAAAAGAAGCAGAGAGUCCCUGUUUCAAAAUAGCACCAGGCGGCAUCUUGGCUGGGACCCCGUCAUGACUUGAAGAGGGGAUGCAUUGCUACAGAUAUACACAGCCUAUCUACCAUUCUCCCUCCCUCCCUCUAUCUAUCUAUCUAUCUAUUUAUCUAUUUUUUUAUUUAAAAAAACACAACUUUGCUGGGGAGCAAACAAAAGGAACACACAUUUUCCUGUAUCUUUUCGGAGCAGGAAAUGGGAAAGCCGAGCCUUGGUGCUUGCUAGAAACAACUGGUGACCGAGUAGAGUCAAAAUUUGUGGACCCCUACUGACUUCUCACAGUGACACAAUUUUUCACUUGCUAAUGGCACUUAAAGCACUACCUCCAGUGAAAGCUGAUGCCCCUGGCUGAGACGAGUCCCUUCAUCUCUCUGAAGCUUGUUGUACUUCUUCUGGUUAGGUGUGUGUGUCUGUCGAUCAUCCCCAGAAGAUCUUACUUCUGGGUGAGGCUAUGGACUUGGGAACCUGUAAAGCGAGGAAGAAAAAUGGCGAGCCCUGUGCACAGAUGGUUAACCUGGUAUGUAUAGCUCAUCUGACAUUACACUGUGCUUGGUGUGAGCUUGUGCAGAUGUCACCUGAGGGCUUACAGUUUAGUUUUGUGAUUGUGCUAGUCACAAUUUAUAGCAGAGGUUGCUGACUUUUGGGGCUGAUGGGCACAUUUGCAAGCUGGUGUGGGCACCACAACCUACUGUGUUGCAUAGAGUCUAAUGCUACUUCCAAGCUUGAUUUCAGAGUGGGGAGGGGACCCUGUGGUCACCAGGAAAGGCUCUGAUGGCACACACCGUACGUGCCCACAGCCACCAUAUUGGUAGCCCUUUAUAUCAGAGCAGAGAUGGUGACCUCACGUGUGUUGGAGGGCCAAACUGUCCACCCAACAUAUGGCCAAAAGUCACACCUGUUAUUUUUCUCUCCAAUGAGAAUUUACCAGGUUUUGAUGGGAAAGGGCAGAGGAAGACAGUAAUAGGAUUUCUAAAACUAAUCUUCCCUGCUCAGUCCUAAUGUGUCCCCUUCCAUAUUUUUCCUGCCCAAAUCCCUUGAUCAAUACCACUCCUCCCAGUUGCGGGUUCUUCUCUUUUUCCAUUUGCAUGUAUAAAUCUACCGGGAACCUGAGAGACUGCCGAAAGUAGCUACAGGUUUGGAGCAGCACACGCUAGAGAUGACUGACUUUAAUUUGAUCAAAGCUUUUCUCAUGGAGGAGAUUGAAGCCACCUUGUGUACUCCUGCCUGCCAUAAACGGCUAUAGUUCUUUGUAUUUUAAUUAUAAUUAUUUUUGUUAGUUGUUUUCCGCAAGGCAUCUCAGAGACAACUGGCGCCUUACUUUUUCAAGCUUAGUGUUUGCCCGUAGCUUCUGAUUUCCACUAGAGCCCAAUGCGUCUGCAAACAGAAGCAUGUUUCCUUUUCUCAUAUUUUGCUCUGUUGUGACAAGUACACAAGGAUGAACUCCCUCGUCUUUCUCUUUCUUCAGAAUGAAUGUGAAUAUUGCCAGUACCAUGUCCAGUCCCAGUACCGGCGGCUCAGUUCAAAGCGGGCGGACCUGCAGUCGACCUUCUCAGAUUCCCGAGCUCCGAAGAGAACAGCAAAGAAGAGCCUUGGCUUGAAAGAGAGGCUUUGUCAGGAUGGCUUUUACUACGGCGGGGUUUCCUCAGCUGCUUAUGCAGCUUCAGCGUAAGAGAAACUACAUCUCAGUGUCCUUCUGUGGAAGUUCCCUUCCGGAUGAAUGUGAACGUUGUUCACUUGCAUUUUUUUCUGAAUUUAACUUUAUUAGAUCAGUUUAAAACAGGGGCGGGGGACCUUUUCAGCCAGAGGACCACAUUCUCACUUGGGCAACCUUCUGGGGCCACAGAUUGGCGAUGAGCAAGGCCAGAGGCAAAAGUAAAUUUUCCCUUUGUAUGGAAGACUCCGUGGACUUGUGCUGGUGCAAAAUGUUUAACUGCAGCUCCACAUUGUGUUAAAUGUUUUGUGUUGCUGGAGUUUUUAGUGGUUGGUUUAUUGGUCUCUACAUGCUGUAAAUGGCCCACAGAAUGCAACUGGAUAGUAAAAAACAGAUAAUUAGGCACAGUUUUUGACUACCCUACUAUAAUCACAACCACGGUGAUUCCCCUUAUAUGGGUGGUGUCAUUCCCUCUGUUGAGUUGCGCUCUGCUUUACUUCUUCAGUGCAGCAGCUGCCGCCCCAAAGAAGAAAAUCCAAACAACUCUGUCCAAUUUGGUUGUAAGAGGAGUUGAUGCAAUUCUACAGGAGACCAAGCAGAAACUGGGUAACACGUUCUCUUCUGUUUUCUUAAAAUGUCCCCUUGCUGUAAAAUGUCUUUAACAUCCGUCAAACAUGGAUAGCUCAGUCAGUUGCGCAGAAGACUCUGUAAACCAUGGUUUGCAGUUGGGAGCCAGCCUUGGGAAUGUAUAAUCUUUCACCCUCUCCCUUUCUCUGUCAGGUUUUUGUGUUACUUGAAGACUGGCACAAGCCAUGGCCAACCCUAACCAUGUUUCCUCAAAACCUGUUUCAAAUUGUGGCUCAUGAAUGAAACUUGGCUGGUGUUCAUGAUGGUUACUUUUGAUUCACAGGUAGCAAGAUACCAUGGUUAUUACUUCAAAGGGAAGAGAGAGGGAGGAGAUGUUCCAGAGACUAACUAAGGAAGAACAAGUAUAUUUCCAAGGCAGGCUCCCAAUUUGAAAAGUAUGCCUAGGCCAGUGGUGACCAACCUUUUAGCGAUCAAGUGCCCAAACUGCAACCCAAAACCACUUAUUUAUCACAAAGUGCCAAGACGGCAAUUUAACCUGUAUACAGUGGUAGCUCUACUUACGAACGCGAUCCGUUCCGGGGUGCCGUUCGCACCCUGAAAAGUCUGUAAGUAGAGCGCCGCUACUGCACAUGCGCAAAGUGCGUAGAUUGCUUCUGCGCAAAGCGCAGGCAAACCCAGAAGUAAACACUUCUGGGUUUGCCACCUUUAUAACCUGAAAGUUGCGUAACCAGAGCGGUACGUAACUAGAGGUAUGAAUGUAUCUCAUUUUUUCUGUGUGUUUCACAUUUCUUCUUUAUGACUGCUGGUGUAAUAAAUAAUCCUUCAUAAAAGUUAUUACAUAACAUUCUUCAUUAAGUUAUCUUUCCAUUAACAUAUAAUUUUAUGACAUAACUGUGCUUUUUUCCUUUAAAAAUGUUUAGGAGUACUCUAAUUUUGACUCAAGAAAAUCAGUUCAAAUUGGGAAAAAUAAAUACAGUGAAUUUCUUCUGUUAAAUUCACAAAAUGUUUAGGGGUAUGUGUCCCCACGUAAAAAAGCACUGGUAUUAUUAAAAAAAAAAUUGGUGUUAUGAGCCAUCAAACCUCUGAAAUACACUUUUCCCAGAAGGUUCCACCAUUUUGGCCACUACACUAGUGUGCACUGGAGGGCUAUACUAAGAGCCACCCUCUCCCAGUUGUUAAUUUGGGAUAAUAAUUGUCUGUGUACGCACAUACAAAUGUGUGUGUGUGUGUAUAAAUAAUAUAUAUAUUCCCCCCAAAGAAAGAAGGCUUGAGCUUCAUUAUGAGCCCUGUCUUUGCAUCAGAUGUCAAAGAAAUAAACAACUGUUUGACUUUUAGAAGACAUCUGAAGGCAGCCCUGUUCAGCAAAGUAUUUUGCAUUUGAAGUCCCCCCCCCCCCUGUUUUUAACAUUCUGUUGGAAGCCACCCCAAGUGGCUGGGGAAACCCAGCCAGACUGGCGGGUUAAAAAUAAUUAAUAAUAAUAAUAAUAAUAAUUUUGCCACUUCUUCAGCUGCCAUUUGAUCGCAGCCUCUAUGGAAUGAAUUCCUUUGUUGGCUUCUGUGGGACAGCCCAGCGAACAUAUAAACCUAGCAGUCCCUUCUUAGAUUGCUAUCUUUAUAUGCUUACUGACUGACCUGGGAGUUAAACCCUGUUGAACUUAAGGCAACUUACUCCUGAGUAGAAACAGACUGGAGAGAAGCCAGGGAGCAUCGAAAGUCACACCUGCUCCGCACCUCGCUCGCAUGCCAGUGUCGCGUGGCUCUAAACGCGCCCAAGAGCAGAGCAGGAAGGCAGGUUGGGCACAACCAGACUUGACGGCGGGGAGGCGGAGUCAGUCCAGAGGCAGCCUCUGGUUUGGUUGCGGUGCCCUGCAAGCCCUCCUCUCCUCCUCCUCCUCCUCCCACCCCCACAGGAGGCAGAGCUGCAGGCUUGACAACGGCAUUGCCGGAGCCUUCCUCUAUUCCUCCCCCCCCCCCUUACCGGGGGGGGGAGUGGCCAGGAGCUCUCGGACACGCGUGCCAUAGGUUCGCCACCACUGGCCUAGGCUGUUCUUAAUCUGUGUGCUGCUUUCAUCCCAGGUUUAGGCUUCUUUGUGUGUGCUUCGAGUAGUAUAAUUUUGACUAGUCACAACACACGAGUUGUGUUCCUUGAGCUGCAUUGCCUCAGAGUUGCCAACCAAUGGAGAUCUAUUUAGCUAGCUCACAGGCUUCUGCAGUUUUAGUAGGGAUGGUUCACUUGUCCAGUUUUAAAUAUCUCCUGAGGGCUAGAAAUUUGUUUUGAAUUUUCUUUGAAGGGCAAGCAGGACUCAGCGUCAUCAACCACCUGUGACUCGUCUGUGAGUCUGCUGCAUUGUUACAUUGCAUGUUCUGUUUCAGGUUUGCCAAAACAACCUUUGCCAUGUUCAGAGGAAUUCAAAGAACUAUUGUCAAUGCCCUCUUUUGGAGCAAGGAACCUGAAUAAACACCUAGCCAAAGCCAGUGCACCAGGUAUGUCUGUGGGGGGAAAGCAACCUAUUUGACUCCUGCUGAGCAACAUCUGACUCACCUACAACUUUAUUUAUGUCCUCCCCAGUAUCUGUUGGGAAGCAAAAUCCAGCAUUCCAGUCCAUCUCUGCUUCAGCACUGAUUAAGCAGCAGAAGCAGCAAAUGCUGGAAGCCAGGAAAAGGAGGUCUGAAGAGAUGCAGAAGAGGUAACACCAUGAUAGUCAUGUGAGGACAUGGUUCAGUAGCCCAAACUGCUGCUUUUUCAGUGUUAUUCACUGUAGGUGUGAUACACUAAGUAACUUCGAAUCAUAGAACUGUAGAGUUGGAAGGGACCAUGUGAGCCAUCUAGUCCAACCCCCUGCAAUGCAGGAAUCUUUUCCCCAACGUGGGGCUUGAAUGCACAGCCUGACAUUUAAGAGACUCAUGCUCUACCAACUAAGCUAUCCAGCAUCUAUUAAUUUAAGUGAGUCAGCUCUGAGUAAGACCUAGGUGCUAUCCAUGCUAUUUCAAAUCCAAUAUUAAAUAUCUAGCAUAUAUAAUACAUUUUUAUUUAUUUUUACUGUUUACUCAACUUGUUGGUCCCUUUAUGCAGAUGUCUCAAGAUGACUCACAGAAUAAAAUCCAAUCCAAUUUUUUAAAGAACCAGCGCAGAAGCCCAUAAAACCAUUAAAAAAUAUCCUUCCAUUUUCCAAACUAACUAACAUGUUAAGGAAGCAUACCAAGGAAAGUUGAAGUUAGCAUAUCAUGAACAAAAGGGGGGGAAAGCCUCCAGUAAAAUCCAAACUGGAUCAUAGGAAUCUGCCUUCUAUCAAGCCAGAUCUAUUGUCCAUCUGGCCCUUUAUUGUGUAUCACAGGGAUUGGGGUUAAUGAGACCCAACAAGUGUCCCAGUUUGGCCUGCAAGGCCGUUUACCCAAACCAUGCCCACCUGCCCCACACCUGUCAUCACAUGUAGCCUGGGAGGUGGGGCAGGUAGGGGAGCCUUAAGAUGUGCUCUCAGGGGCUCAUCUGGCGCCAGGGGCUCAUCUGGCGCCUCCCCAAGCAAGAUGAUAAUGGAUUUUGUCCCUUUGUUUAAGGUUUCUUCAAAAUACAAGUCAUGCAGCUGUGGCAGCAAUGCCACCUUCCUCAGGACCAGCGGUGCUACGCUCUCCAACUCCCGCGGCAGAGUUUCCCAAAGCUGCCAAACUGUCAAGCCCCGAAACUCCUAGACUUGGCACAGGCUUCUCUGAAGGAGACGAUGUUCUCUUCUUUGAUAGUUUGCCUCCUCCGGUGCCCAAACUGAAUGGCUUGGCAGAAGCUAAAAAGGUAUCAGCUCCUCAAAUUCUCCCUAACUGCUGCCCCAUGGGUAGGGUGCAGAGUCAUAGUACAAGGAUCAGUCAAGCUGCUAAUAGCUUGUAACUUUGUCAUUCCAGGUGGGCUUGGAGACCAACCAUUGGGUUGUCAAAGAUUUGUGAUAAGGUUGCCAGCUUUUUAGCCCAGCACAAAGGACUGUGGGAGUUUUCAGGACUGGACAUACACUGUGCUAAAAGACAAUAAUAGGAUGGGUUUUAUUAUUUUAAAAUGAUUAUUUCGAUUGUAGCUUUUGCCUUGUAUGUUCAGUUGUAAUAGACUUUUAGCCAAUUUAGUUGAUAAACAGGAAAGUAAUUAUGUGAGUUUUGUAACUUAUCACAGCGGCCUUAACAAACUACAGUUCCCAGGAUUGGGGGGGGUGUCUGAUCUGUGCAAUGGGGUGUUUGUGGGUGGGUGAUAUUUGUGUGUGAUGGAGAACAAGCAUUGGCCUAGUUUCCACAAGCACAGUAGAGCUGUGAGAAGGGGUUAUAUGGUCUUCAGUGACAUUUAAAGUCUACUCAGUAUUGAUCCAGAGCAGAUUCCAGUGUAUAGUGAGCAGAGUAAAAACUUAAACACAUUGCCGGGUUCCCAAGAAAUAGACAGAGACAAUUAUAUUUCAUCUAGCAGAGCUUUACUGCUACUGAAGGCAAAUGAGCAUAAUGGUCACAAAUCCAAUACAUUCAGGAUUGGAACUGUCCAUAAGAAAUCCAGUUGCAGCAGACUUAACUUAAGCUUACAGUAUAAUAAGACUAAACCUUAACACGAAGCAUACUUUGUACAGAACGCUGCACCAGAAGGAAAAGGGAUAGAAAGUGAAAGUGAAACCCAGACUCCUUCUGGCCUAUUAUUAUAGUCAGCAUGACCUUGAGAGAAAGAUAAUAGGACCAGUUUAAAGCAGCUGUACUCAGCUUCUCUGAAGGAAUAACCCAAACAUCAUGAACCUUAUGCUUGUUUCUUUCACACAGAGAAGCUCCCAGAGGCUCCCAGAACCCUCUUGAAUUAAUUACACAUCAAAUCAAUACUUUCUACACUAAGAAAUUCAAACUGACAUUCAGCUCCAGUGAUCCUUGCUGGCUUUUCAUACUGGUUUUAAUUGCUGACUUUUGCUACAUGUCUUGAGUCUUUUUUUUUGUUGCUUUUAGAUGGCAGCUAUAAAUAAACUACGUGCAAAAGGCCGGGUCCUCGCCAAAGUGGACCCAAACAGCAUAAAAAGGAAACGAUCCAGUCUAGACAUUCCGGAGAUUUCUGAGAGAGCUGAGAAAAACAUCCCUCUGUCCCAAGGUAUGGAAAGUGUAGAAACGUUUUACAAAGAUAGCCAGACUUUCAUCGGAAUUAAGUCACUUGGGUCCAGCCCAGUGUUUCAACCAGCUGGUGUCAAGCUGAAUGGUUUGGCUUGAAGUUUCUCCCUGAGACAAUGGGCAGAAAACAGCGCAGGCUACAGGCAGCGGGCUUCCAUCUUUCCUUUCUCGCUUAAAUGUGUGGUUAUGGGCUACAUGCCUGCUCUGUGGAAAUCCCUGAGAUUUCUGUGCUGGAAAUCACUGGUUUCUAUACGAGCAGAAUUGAGGUAGCAAAAGAAGAUAGCUCUCCUGACUUCUCCUAACUUGAUUCAUAACAUUUGAAUAAAGUCCCUCAACAUAAUUUGCUGCCUUCCGUGGCUUCAAUAUUCAUGCCAGUAGAUAUUUAUACAAAUUUUGAAUUCUCUCUUCCUCAUCCAUUUUUAGAAAUUCAUUUCCCACCACUAGCUGACAGACCCAUUUACCUCAUUCCCUUUUCCUCUGUUGUCAGUCAUUGGCUGUCAAGUGGCAAGCCUAUUGAGUUUACCCUGAGAGUUGCAGCUGAGAUGCAUGACCAAAAAUACCCCCACAGCAGCAAGAGUUUGCUCCUUGGAAUGACUGGGGAAAUGAAGGAUCUUGGCAGGUUAUGUAAUAGAUUCACUGUAUAUUGUUGAAAUAAUUUCCCUGUUGGAUCCAACCAAAGGCCCAUCUGGGGUAUCCCUUGUCUCCAGAAGUUUCCAGCCGGAUGACCCUGAGGAAUCUGAUAAGUAGGGCAUGGUGGAGAAAGGCGUGCCCUUUUUUUUGUCUGGGGUGACCCAAGCAAAUCAAAAUUCUGCACAUUAGAGAGGCACAGGUAAAAGAUUUCUGUUUGUAUGGCACAAUAUCUAUGCAACACCUACUGUCAGCGGAAUGCAUUACCUUCGUUUCUGUUGCAGCAGAAUAUCCUUUGGAAAUAAUGGCUAAGCACGUGUAUAUGUUUCUCUUCUGUUUUUGUAGAUGUUGAUGCAGCAGAACCUGCCGGAAAGAAACUACGCCAGCAGCUUGCGUACUUGGAGUCUGAUGAAUUUCAAGAGAUCUUGAAUGCUAGAUCCAAACACACGGGUGUCCUUAAGGAGGUAAGCCCCUCCCGCAUACAAGGGAACUGGCUGGGAAUGCCUGCAUGUGGGUGCUAUUGGGAGCGUGUAAAGAGGAAAGGAUCCUGCCCAGCAGCAGAAAAUGGGACUGUGUCAUCUUCAAGAGACAUGCCUAACAGUUUUGCAAGAGAGGCAUUACUCUGAUCUGAUCUGCUGGCCUGCAUUGUGUGUCAGAAUUCACUACCAGAAAUUCAGCAUUGACCAUUUUCAGUGCAGGAGAAGAGACUGCAGUGGGCUUCACAUCUGACCCCUCAACUACGUUUCCCAGAAGUCUGCUUUAAGAAUGUGGCAAGUAUUGAAAGGCCAAGCAGACUUCUGGGAAAUGUAGUUGCUGACCAAAGAAGAAUCUGAAUGCAGAGAAACAUUUUUCUGACAAAGGCAAAAAUAUGGGUUCUUCAUAAGUCUGCAAAGCAGGGGUGGGGGCCUCAGACCUGGGGGCCAAAUGAGGGCCCCUGGGCUCUCUGUCUGCCCCUUGGGACCCUUCCCAGACUAUACCCCUCAGUGGCCCUGCUCUCCCCCCUCCUCGAGUGGCUUUGCCUGGCUGGAAUGUGUCCUUAAGCUGCAACCAUGUUGUGAGUUGCCUGUUGCUGCACUUUUACCUCUGGCCUGGGCAAGUGUGCCUGUGAGGGAGAAUGGCCCACAGGCUGAAAAAGGUUCCCCACCCCCACUGUUACAUGAUUACACAACUUCAUUUUUUGUUAUCAGACGUUUGUCUUAUUUGUUGAUGUUUGCAGUGGGAGGAGCAGGUGCCUGGUUUAUUUUAUUAUUUGUUUUAUUCAGCUUUGAGUACCAUUAAAUAUCCCAAUAUAUGCUUUUCGUCUUUAACAACCGACCUUGUCUUUUCACAAGGCCUCUGGUUUUGCUCUUUGUUCAGUAGAUGGCACUCUUCCUCUGAGUCAGCUCUGAAUCAGUUCCCUGCUGUUGUUUUGGAAAUGCAUGCUGCCUUAGGCAUCACCCAGCAGACCCUGCAGUUUUCCUUUUUAAGUGUAUAUUAAUGCAGUUGCCUUUAUCAGGAAAUUCUCUGCGGGCUUUUGUGUGUCCGCGCCCUUUUUGUACCCAUACAUGUUGAACACUUACAACCUGCCUCCAAAUGAGACAUUGCAUAGUAGAUACCACAGUUAGAGCUUUAUGGAUUUCCUCGGGUGCAAUGCCUUUUGAGGGAGAAUGGUUCAGUUACAAAUUGUCAGAUGUUGGGGUUUUGAGUGAUGAAAGAUCAAGUGGAUUUACAUAAUAUAUUUGAACUGGCUCUAAGAGUGGCUGCAUUUCAGGGAUGAAAAUCAAGAAGGGGUCUGGACAAGCUAAAAAAUACAACUGUGUGUGUGAUUUUUUAAAAAAAUUCUUUUUAUAAUUUCAGGAUGAGGAUUCAAUUGAAAUUAAUUGCUUAUUGCUUCUAAAAAUCAUUUUUUCAGCUAUGUGGGGGUUUUUAAAGUUUCAUUUACAGUGUUAACAAGUUUUAUAUUAGCUGUUUACACAUCUAGAUUAAAGUUUCGUCUCUCCUCCUGCCACAGUUUGAGGCUGAGCUGCAGGAACGCUAUUUUGAGCCCCUGGUGAAGAAGGAGCAAAUGGAAGAUAAAAUGCGGAGCAUCCGAGAAGUGAAAUGCCGUGUUGCAACGUGCAAAUCGGUGAGUGAAGCAGCCCCUUGAAGUCCAGCUUGAUCAGCGUUGGAUGAAAAAUUCAUUUUGACCCUCAGGAACCUUUCCUUGAGAAAUCUGCUCAUGAGGGGAUCCAAGACUGCCUUUUCCUUUCAUGAUUACAGCUGCUUAGAACAGCUAAUGGCAUCCUCCAUGGCUGCACAGAAAAAAGGUUGCUUUGAAAUGACUGCAUCAUACAUGCAGUCCCUUUCCUGGAAAUUGUGCAGUCAAAAAGAUGGCAGUGUCCCUUGUAGACUUAUAAGCAUUUUAAAACCACUUCUUCCCUUCCCUUCCCCCCCUUCUGUCACAGCCACGGAGGAGGUAGUUGCACUCUUUACAGCUUCAACAUGUUUAAAGAAAGGAGAAGGAAGCCUUCUGGCCAUCUCAUAAGUACAGUGUGGACCAGGGAUGAGGAACCUGUGGCUCUCCAGAUAUUAUUGGACAGCAUUUACUCCCAUCCUCCCCACCAUUGGCCAUGCUUGCCGGGGCUGAUGGGAGUUGUAUUUCAGCAGCAUCUGAAGGGUCACAGGUAUGGAUGCAGGUGUGAAUCGGUUCAUCGAUUAUGUGGCUUAACCUGAAGAUCUAUAUUCUGAUCCAUGCGUGGGUCUGAUGGGCAGGCAAAAUAGGUAGGUAUGUUCCAAAAUAUGAAGUGAACUGCAAUCCUCCCAUCCUUAACCCCAAAAAGGCAUGUCAAGGACUCCACGCUCCGCACUGCAUGUACUCACGCUCCUGCAAAAACACAGCGCAUCCUGCUAGGGGCGUAAACUGCAUCUCCCAAGCAUAUCAGGAUGUGACCUGAGUUUUGAAGGCAGCCCCAGGUCAGUGGAAAGUGAUCCUCCCGUGAGGUGCCAUAGCAUUUGAAAAAAAUAAUAGCAUUAGCUAUUAUUGGGUGGGUUGGUGCCAAGAAACAAGCUUUAGCUUUCCUGUGCCUCUCGUAGCACAUGAAGUCCCAGGGAGGGAGAAUGUCCUUGUUGGAUCCGCCUCGGCUUGUGGUCUCAUGCACAGGUCAGUUUGCUCUCCAAAAAGGAAUAUUCACCGUUAAAAGCCCACUCUUACUUAUUUAUUAUUACAUUCUCACCCCAUCUUUCCUCUAAGAAGCUGAAGGCGACGUGCACCAUCCCUUCUCUCCCAUUUUAGCCUCACACCCACCCUGUGAGAGAGGGCAGGCAGAGCCAUAGUUCCUGGCCCAGGCCAUGGCAGAGUGGGCUUUGAACCUUCCUCUCCUAGGUCCUAGUCCAGCACUUCCAGCCUCAUAACCAUCUAAAGCUUGGUAGCCAAGUCCUGUUGAAUACAAUGAUAAGCAGAUCCAGGUUGUAUUUUUCACACUGGUAUCCUGUCUUUCCGAAUAACCCAGAAUAGUGAAACCUUUUGAGGUAGGCUAGAGUGAGAGAGCAAACUUUUCAGUGGCCAACUCAUCCCUGUCCAAGUGUAGCAUGUUGUUGUUAUUUAUUAAAUUUACAUAUCACCCUUCAUCUGUAGCUCCCCAGGUCAGUUCAUAGCAUAAAAACACAUCAUCAUCAUCAUCAUCAUAAUUUAUUUAUUUAUUUAUACAUACAUACAUACUCUGGGCGGCUUCCAACAAAAUAUUAAAAUACAGUCAUCCAUCAAACAUUAAAAGCUUCCCUAAACAGGGCUGCCAUAAGAACAAGAACAAACCCAUCACACAGCAUUUCAUUGUAUUAAUUGCUGGUGAUGUGGCUGCAUAUUUGUAUUUAAGACUUGCAGAAGAUGGACCUCUUUUCCAUCAUUAAAAUGCCCUGAUCCUUUGGUGAGUUUCACCAUUGAUGCAGAUAGCUAUUGUGUGAUCUGCAUUUUGCCAGGAUUUACACUGUGGCAACAGAGGUGGUCUUAAAGAGGAAGAGGGACCAGUGUUGGGGGAGCAGAAGCAAAGAGUUCAAAUGGGAUGUCCUCUCAGGUGUACAAUAUAGCUGCUUCCCUCUGGUUUGCAGAGUAAUUUGCUCUUCUGCCACAGCAGAGGACUGGGUUUUCACUACAACAGUGACUUUGAAGAAGUUGGAGAAAGUGUGUGUGACUCUUUAUUUCCCUCUCUCUUCCUUUUACACAAGUGCAAGUAUACCUAUUUCAAGCUCCUGGAUUCAUGUGUGGAACAAAAUCAUGACUAUCACUGGCAUGAUGGUGUAAAGCGAUUCUUCAAGUGUCAGUGUGGAAAUAGAGCCAUAUCUCUUGACAAGCUGCCGAAAAAACACUGCAGGUAAGAGGAGCUGCAUUCUCCCCUUCUCAAACAGACCGUUGCACAAUCUCUCAACCCUCCUGCAUUCUGUCUGCAAAGGUUUGUCAACGUGCAUCUCUCAUCCCUGGCUGUAGACUCUGAAAAGACUUGCUAAAUAAUAGUGAUAUGGUUUAUUCAUUUUGUUUAUUUUUGUUUGGUGGGCAAGAGCUCACUUCACCGUUUGUCUAGACCAGUGGCCCUCAAAGGGUUCAGGAAUGCCACCCUGGUGUGGCAGGAGAGGAUGGCAAGAGUGGCUGGAAGAUUCAAGGACAAUCAAAGAAGCAUUUAAACAUUUCAGUGCAGUAUAGUGUAGUAUCAAAAUAAUUUUUUAAUAUGCAGAAUAUGGAUAGAUAUCCUUUUAAAAUGAGAGCAAGAGCCUCAGGUGAUACCGUGGACAAUCCUAGUUGUGUUUUCCAACUGUCUUUCUUGUCAAUAAAACAUUGGAUGUGAUGCAAGCAGAUUUUAUUCUGCCAGUGCGGCCCGGAGAGAAAAGUUUGAGACCAGUGGUCUAGGCAGUCCUUUCCAAUGAGAAAUGGCUAUGAAGAGGCAUGAAGAUAAUGCCCAGAGCAGUGGAAUGGGGGGGGGUGGACACUUAAAUGGUAACGUUCAUGUAGGAAAUGAAACCUUAAAACAGUUUGGUGCAGCUCUGCUACCAACAGCUACUGAAGCAACCCUGAUUUUUCUGUCUUCCCUUUUCAGCAAUUGUGGUCUCUUUAAAUGGGAACGUGAUGGAAUGCUCAAGGUAAGAGUAAACCCAAGACUGUCUACCUACAUUAAGAAGCUGGGGAAGCUGUGGUUUAUUUUAAUUUUUUCCAUUUAGUCCCACUUUGUCCCUUUUAUCAGCCCAAGGGUCCCUCAUUAGGAACAUACUUAGGGGUGGCGUGCCAGUGGCGGGUGUGGCUGGAGCCAGAGACAACCACCCCCCCCCCCACACACACACAGCCAUCCGUUCCAUUUUCCUUUCCCCUCCCCUCCUUCCCUCAUCUGUUUCUUCUUCCCGCUCCUGCCCCAGAGCAACUGAGCUUUUAGAAAAACCUCCUGGGACCCAAUGAUGCUUCUGAGAGCUCAACUUUUACAAGCUUGAUUGGCGCUGGGGGAAAUCCUAAUAGCAUCUGAGGAGGGAAGGAUUAGGCCUCCCUGUGUGCUGGGACCCUCCCAGAAAUGGCCCCAUACACACCAAUGGCCCUUGCAGGCUGCAGCUCAUCCUAAGAACCUUAUCUUUAUGUACUGCUUUUCAAGUAAAACUCCUGGAAUAUGCACAGCGAUUAGGCCUGAGGGGAAGCGAGUGAGGGAAGAGCUGAGUAGUCCUCUCCAUUGGGCCUAGGCUGGGAGCUGAGCUGAGGAAGGGGGAGAGGAGUUCCAUCUUUGGAAUUGUCCUCCUAUACUAGUUGGUUUAUAUCUAUAAUCCCCUGGGGUGUUCUCCUGUGUGAGCCUCACUGAAAUGAAUGAGGAUUGCAUAGCAGGUGAACUUUCUGGUGAGUUUUACCUGAAGAAAAUUGUAUCCCUGUGUUUUGCUUCUUGAUAAUUUAUUGAGAAUUAUUUAUUGAGCUGGCUUUUAUUCUACCAUAUUGGACACAACCUCAUUGCACGUUUCUCCUAUCUAGGAGAAGAAAGGUCCCAAGAUUGGUGCAGAAACUCUUUUACCAAGAGGGGAAGAACAACCGCGAUUCCUCAGCAGUAUAAAAUAGCUAUGAAAAGUUCUUUCUCUCAUUUACACUUGCCUUUUGAAUUUAUCUCUCAUGUCUGGAAAGGUGCAAGUAGCUCUGCGUUUCAGAAUGACUGAGGAGUUCCUUCUGAAAGACACAGACUGCAGUAGUAACCCCACUUACCUGACAGUAAGCCACAUCCAGUUCAGUGAGAUGGAUGUGGCCAGGAUUCAGCCCUAGAGACCCCCAACCACCUUUCCUUCAUGAAGUCUGAAUGAUCCUUUGCUUUGGGCUGUCUUUGCUCAGUCUGUAAUGUUGAAUGGGUGAACCCGUCAUUCUUUAGGAAUUGCUUGUCACUUGAUGUCAGAAGACAGAGCUAUUUUCCUAGACUGCGUGUUGUAUGUUUUCCAAUGAAUUAGAGGGUGCCUCUUUGAAACUGCAGUUUCUGCUAAUGUAACUGUAGCCAAAUUCAGCUGUAUUAUCUGACAUUACCUCAGAAGUGCCACAAGAAAUAUUGACCAGACUAGGCCCAUGUCUAGAGAGCGAUAUCAGCAUUAAAUAGUCCUUUUUAUUUCUAGAACUUACACCAAACUGUGUGACUGUUUAUAUAUUUGUAAUAUGCUCUCCACACUAACAUAUUUCCCCAAAUACCCACCUAGAAUAAUUUUCCUAUUGAAGGGGAAAGUAGUUUGUGAUUUUUAGUGAGGCAAGUUACCUUGUUUUUAUUGCCUUUGCUUUUAAAACUUUUUUUAUCUAGCUUAACGUUUAAAAAUUCUUCUAAAUUUGGGCUGGAAUCUUUUAUCAAUAGUUUAGAGGGGUACAGGCUGUUUCAGACUGUGAACGGUCUGCUGCAAAAACAUGAUCUUCUGUGGAAGCGGUCAGAAAAACCUGUAUUUCUUCUCUCCAAAUGGCUAUAAGGUUUCUUAUUAAACACAGCAAGAAACAAUGGAAUCCCCAAAAUUAGAAGAUACGGCUGUGUGAAAUGGAGCUAAAACCUCAUAAAACAAAGGACUUUUUUCUGAAUGUAUGCCAAGUUGGCUCUUCUGUCUUCCCUUGUGACAUUAUGUAGAGAGGGACUUUGAGAUGUGGCUUAGAAACGUUCUUAUCUAUUCAUCAGUUAUCACUAAUUAAUUUGCUUCCCUUUCAAUUGUGCCCAUAUGUACUGUGAAUAUCAAAAGUGUUUCCUUCAAUCACUACUGUAUUUUGUUCAGUGAACCAGUGGGGUACAGUUUCUUGGCAUCUUAUUGUUACUGGAAUCUCUUGAAAACUGUAAAUAUCUUAACCACAGUGCUGUGAUUGAAAAUGUCACCAGGUUGUAUUGGAGCCUGGUGUAUAUGCAGCAUUGUAAAAUGUACAAAGAGGGCCUAAACAGCCCAACAUAUAUUGUUUACAAUAAACACCCAUAAAAAUC